GGUUCCUUGCGUGCAUGCCAGGUAGCGGCGAGAGGAACAGAUGGCGGAGGUGGCGGGGAGGAGAUCGCUGAAUUGGCCAACGGGGAGGAGGGGAUAGCGGAAUAUCUUCAGUAUCAGGGCUAGGAACCAAAGCUGUAUCUCGAAAAGGCCCACGCCGAACAGGCAAUGAACUCUUACAUAGUUUAAUCGAAACAAAAAAUGAGCGGCUAAGCAGGCUAUGUGAUUUAGGCCCAAAGCCUGGGCAAGGAGUUGGUAUAUGAUCCUGGAUAUCAAAGGGAGAGAAAGAUGAUCUACCUCGGAAAAUAAGCAUUAAAAGACUUUAAUCAGGAAACAAAAGUUGGAGCUGCAUUUUGUGAACCUUCUAAUGCUGUUGGUGGUGUUUGGCGUAAAGAUAGUCUCAAGCGGAUACUGAUGUUGGGUUAGCUAGCUUACUGAGUUAAGAGACCAGUGGACUAGCUACAUGCACCUUUUAUUCGUCAGUUUUUUUUGUAGUAAGCUACUGAUGUUUCACUUAGCUAGACAUGGAUGAAUUUCCGAAUGUUUUGAAGUUUUUGAGCUGCUUUUAAAUCGGCCUGGACUGUCCGCUCUUUUUUCAUGCUUUAGCCAAGUGGGAGCACACCCUAGGCGAGCAUUGAUUUAGCGAGUAGCCAUCUCCUUGCAGCUGUCAGAUGAGCUACUGUGUAUUUCUAGUGCAGCGCCCAUAUACUGCGCUUUUCCCAGUGUAGCCGAGCACGCCCCUGAUAGACGACGUGCAACUUUUUUUUUAAUGCAACUUAUUUGUAAAAACGUCCAGGGUCGAUGGUAUAAGUAUUCUCCAUCUGUUGAUCCCUACAUGUUUCCGUUAAAUUGACGAUUUGAAGACGGGUCGUCUUCAUCCUUAUACUUUAUGUUUUAGACAAAGUAAAUCCGUAAUUCCUGUCCAGUGUUGGGAGGGCCUCGACACGGUCGCACGGCGUGUAUUUGCUAGCUAACAUCGCGUUUAAUCGAAAAUGGGGAACACACUGUCGUGCUGCGUGUCUCCUGGCGGGAGUCCGAAGAUCUCCAGGCAACAGGAGCGCCUGGAGGACUACCAGACCAACACGGACCUGAGCGAGGACACGACCGGGCCCUACCUGCAGCACAUCAGCGACAGAGAAGUGCCGGACGAUCUAGCUUUUGAGUCCAACCCUUCUGACCAUGCCCGGGCCAGUACCAUUUUCCUCAGCAAGUCGCAGACCGACGUGCGGGAUAAAAGGAAAAGCAAUCACAUAAACCAUGUGUCUCCAGGGCUCCUUUCAAAGAAGUACAGCUCCUGUUCCACGAUAUUCAUUGAUGACAGUACUGUCAGCCAACCAAAUUUAAAAAGCACAAUCAAAUGUGUUACACUAGCAAUAUACUAUCACAUAAAGAACAGGGACUCGGACAGAUCGCUGGACAUUUUUGAUGAGAAGAUUCAUCCAUUAUCAAGAGAGCAGGUCCCAGACAACUACUCCCGGAUUGAUCCUGACCACAAGCUAAUCUACCGUUUCGUGCGGACGCUCUUCAGUGCCGCCCAGCUGACUGCUGAGUGUGCCAUUGUCACUCUGGUGUACCUGGAGCGUCUGCUGACCUACGCUGAGAUCGACAUCUGCCCCUGCAACUGGAAGCGCAUCGUGCUGGGGGCCAUCCUGCUAGCCUCCAAGGUGUGGGACGACCAGGCCGUUUGGAACGUGGACUACUGCCAGAUCCUGAAGGACAUCACCGUGGAGGACAUGAACGAGAUGGAGAGGCACUUCCUAGAGCUGCUUCAGUUCAACAUCAAUGUCCCAGCCAGCGUCUACGCCAAGUAUUACUUUGACCUGCGCUCCCUGGCCGACGACAAUAACCUGAGCUUCCCGUUGGAGCCCCUGAGCAAAGACCGAGCCCAGAAACUAGAGGCCAUCUCCAGGCUUUGCGAGGACAAGUACAAGGACCUGAGCAAAGCAGCGAUGCGGCGGUCCUUCAGUGCCGACAACCUGGUGGGCAUCCGGCGCUCCAAUGCCGUGCUGUCAUAGCAGGAGCAGCGCCCACACCUGACAGCAUACACGUGACCUCAUCUGGUGCAGAGGCGGCCUUCCUGCUCACUCCAUGCCAGAGACAUUUUGUCAGCAAGUGAUUCGCUGCUCUGAGCGUCGUGGCGAAAAGCAUCUACUUAGAGACAAAGAAUGAGUCAGGGUUUUGUGUUUUGUUUUUUUUCUUUCUUUUUUUUGCUUACUAUGUAGGCUAAUAGCUGUGAAAUUUUGUUUUUAAAUGAAAUCAUUUGCAGAUGGAGUAUUUUAAAUAAACACUAAUCAUGUAACAAA
Messenger RNA from Brienomyrus brachyistius, 2300 nucleotides. It is a transcript of the gene ccnyl1, whose product is annotated as cyclin Y-like 1. NCBI's taxonomy places the organism in Eukaryota, Metazoa, Chordata, Actinopteri, Osteoglossiformes, Mormyridae. The transcript has 10 exons. Bases 990 to 2012 code for a protein of 340 amino acids. Gene Ontology annotation, molecular function: cyclin-dependent protein serine/threonine kinase activator activity; protein kinase binding. Gene Ontology annotation, cellular component: plasma membrane. Gene Ontology annotation, biological process: regulation of cyclin-dependent protein serine/threonine kinase activity; regulation of canonical Wnt signaling pathway. The record is from RefSeq and is a predicted model, not a curated record.